AUGAAAACUGGAUUUCAAUUCAUUCCGGAAAGCCGGCCCCUCGUCUAUAUUCCCGCAUCGAGAUUCUUUUGGGAGGCUCCCACUGCCCCCAACACAUCGCUCUACAACUACCCGCUGGAACUGUGGAGUACCAUACCCGAAUCGGAACUGAUCACGAAGCUGUGCGUGUUUAUACCCAUCAUCGUGUUCGGUCUGCUCGGUAAUGGCAUUCUGCUGGAGGUUAUAUUUUCCAACCGUACGCUGCGCACUCCGAGCCAUCUGCUGAUAGCGAACCUGGUAGUGACCGAUUUCCUAACCCUGCUCGUGUGUCCCAUCUUCUUCAUGACGCACGACUUCUUCCAGAACUAUCUGCUCGGACCGGUUGGAUGUAAACUCGAGGGACUUAUCGAAGGAGGCCUUUUGGUCACAUCCGUGCUGGGUAUGUGCGUCAUCAGCUACGAUCGCUUGUCGGCAGUGGUGCUGUCUUCCGGCACACGGCUCAAGGGGCGCGGUACCGUAGCGGCGAUCGUGUUUUGCUGGAUUAUGGGAUUUAGCAUCGCGAUGCCACUGUCCCUAUAUCGGCACUUUAAGAUCCGCCACUGGAAGGAUCUCGUGGAGAUGUACUGCUACGAGGAUCGCUCCGUACUGGCAACGUACUGGGAGUUUCUGCUGGUCAUGCUCGUAUGGGUUCCGCUCGGUGUAAUGUUGGUGGCGUACACCCUGAUCAUCGUUAAGCUGGAUCGCUACGAACGAAAUGCGCUCCGAAGGCAACAUCCGAUGGUGGUCCGGUACAAAAGUCGGGUAGCCAAAACUCUUUACAUUGUGCUGCUGGCAUUCAUUAUUGUACGCGUUCCCUUCACCAUUAUGGUGUUUGUCUACUACAGCAUCGAACCUUUCGAACAUUUCCAGUUCAGCGAAAGUUUCAUUUUCGUCUGGUGGUUGGCGAAGGUUGCCUUCAUCUUCCUGAACGCCGCCGUCAAUCCGCUCAUCUACGGUCUCACAAACAAAACCUUCAAAAAGGCACUGCGAGGAUCGAAAAUCUUGCAGUGCCUGUGUCGUUUGUCACCAGAAGAGCAAGAAUCUACAGCAAUUCCCAAAGCCGCCCAAGCCCAAAGGUUUUGUUGUUUGAGGAGCACAAAUUCGGAUGCAAUGGAACACUCAUCGCAGGACGACAAAGUACUCCAUCGCUCACGAUUUUCCCGUGUCAGUAAGCGGUUCCGCGCGACGUGGCUAAACUCAACGUUUAAAGGGCGACAGCCGAAAAAUGAAACAACUGUAGAUGAUAAAUCGUAA
Anopheles marshallii is the source of this 1272-nucleotide messenger RNA. Its product is annotated as neuropeptide Y receptor type 2-like. The transcript has 6 exons. Gene Ontology annotation, cellular component: membrane. Gene Ontology annotation, biological process: G protein-coupled receptor signaling pathway. Bases 1 to 1272 code for a protein of 423 amino acids. Lineage: Eukaryota; Metazoa; Arthropoda; Insecta; Diptera; Culicidae. The record is from RefSeq and is a predicted model, not a curated record. Gene Ontology annotation, molecular function: G protein-coupled receptor activity.